Coffea eugenioides is the source of this 1310-nucleotide messenger RNA. RefSeq names its product probable LRR receptor-like serine/threonine-protein kinase At3g47570. NCBI's taxonomy places the organism in Eukaryota, Viridiplantae, Streptophyta, Magnoliopsida, Gentianales, Rubiaceae. The record is from RefSeq and is a predicted model, not a curated record. Bases 24 to 1310 code for a protein of 428 amino acids. Gene Ontology annotation, biological process: protein phosphorylation. The transcript is spliced from 2 exons. Gene Ontology annotation, molecular function: ATP binding; protein kinase activity.
GCACUCUAAAUCUUUCCUAUAAUAUGCUAGAGGGUGAAGUGCCAAUGGAUGGGAUCUUUGCAAACUCUAGUGCCUUUUCAGCACUGGGGAAUGGAAAGCUAUGCGGAGGAAUCAAAGCAUUGAACUUAUCAUCUUGUCCUAAACCUACCAAAAAGAAAGCAAAGCUGUCUACUCCUAUAGUAAUAGUUAUUGCCAUUACUAUUCCUCUAGCUAUAGUUUUACUACUCAUAUCUGCCUAUGCAAUUCAUAGACUAAGAAGCUCAAAACAACAAUUACCUUUUACUUCUGCAGCAGAAAAACAGAAUCAGAAGCUCUCAUAUGCAGAAUUAUAUGAUUCCACCAAUGGUUUUUCUUCAGAAAAUUUGAUUGGUGAAGGUAAAUAUGGCUCUGUUUACAAAGGGGUCCUCAAACCUGAUGAGCAAAUGGUUGCUGUUAAGGUUCUUAAGCCCCACCAACAUGGUGCCCAUAAGAGCUUCUUGGUUGAAUGUGCAGCGUUGAGAAACAUCCGCCAUCGAAACCUUGUCAAGAUCAUAACCUCUUGUUCAAGUUUAGACUUCAAGCAGAACGAUUUCAAGGCUUUGAUUUUCGAAUAUGUGCCUAAUGGAAGUUUAGAGAAUUGGUUACAUCCAAGUUCAGCUGAGGAAGAGGGACAAAGCCUAAUGAAGCUCCAGUUGAUACAAAGACUGAAUAUUGCAAUCGACAUUGCGUCCGCCUUGGAUUACCUUCAUAACCAUUGUGGGACACCGAUUAUCCACUGUGAUAUAAAGCCAAGCAACAUACUUCUAAGUGAUGAUUUUCGUGCCUUGGUUAGUGAUUUUGGCCUUGCAAAAUUUCUUUCCUCCAUCGAAGGUAAAUCCCAUCAACAUCAAAGCAGCUCAGUAGCAAUUAAAGGAACAGUUGGAUAUGUUGCUCCAGAAUAUGGCAUGGGUGGAGAGGUAUCAACACAAGGAGAUGUAUACAGCUAUGGUAUUCUAUUGCUUGAAUUGUUUACAGGGAAAAGGCCUACUGAUAGCAUGUUCACAGAAGAUUUUAGUCUCCAUAGUUAUGUUAAGACGGCUCUUUCCCAUCAGAUAAUGGAAAUUGUUGAUCCAAAGAUCUCAAUGGAAGCAGAAUCCAUAGCAGGUAUAAUCACCAAAACAAGCAAAGGCGGCAGCAUCAGUCAGGAGGAACGCUACCUAUCGAUGUUUCGGAUUGGUGUUUCAUGCUCUUCAGAAAUUCAGAGGGACAGGAUGAAUAUUAAAGAUGUCCUCAGUGGAUUACAAGCAAUCAGGAAUGAGUUCGUUCAGGUUAAUGAGAUGAGAGCAAUGUGA